This is a messenger RNA of Tachysurus fulvidraco (yellow catfish), 2855 nucleotides long. RefSeq names its product UDP-N-acetyl-alpha-D-galactosamine: polypeptide N-acetylgalactosaminyltransferase 7 (gene galnt7). Bases 136 to 2076 code for a protein of 646 amino acids. NCBI's taxonomy places the organism in Eukaryota, Metazoa, Chordata, Actinopteri, Siluriformes, Bagridae. The record is from RefSeq and is a predicted model, not a curated record. The transcript is spliced from 12 exons. Gene Ontology annotation, cellular component: Golgi apparatus.
CUCUCUCUCUCUCUGCGUCUCACUGGAAGAAUCAAGGAAGGUUCAGUCAUUCGCCAGGGCUAGCACUGAGCAUUACGCUAGCUCUGGGUGCUGUAGGAGUUUGUUUAUCCUUGUGACAACAUCCCAGCUUGCACAAUGAGGCUAAAGAUCGGGUUUAUCCUCCGGAGUUUAUUAGUAAUCGGCACAUUUUUGGGGCUGGUGUUGCUCUGGUCGUCUCUUUCUCCCAAACCGGACGAUGAACCUCCUUUCGGCAAAGUCGAAGUAAGAGAAGUCCCGAAUCCUCAGAAUGACGUCGGGGAUCAGUUUAAAGCCGUGGUGCCGUGGCCUCACGUGGAAGGGGUGGAGGUGGACCUGGAGGCCAUCAGGCAGAGGAAAGGAGAAGACAAGCCCAACCCCAAGUUCAGAGUUCAGGACCAGCAGAACAUCAUUCAGAAGCAGUACGUCACAUUUAAACCCCACACUAAUAUCUUCUCAGACCCAGUUCUGCGUAGAGGAAGCCUGGGCAACUUUGAGCCCAAAGAACCAGAACCUCCAGGGGUCCCCGGAGGGCCGGGAGAGGGCAGCAAACCGUUCGUCCUGGGAGCUGAGUAUGCAGACUCUGUGCAGGCCAGCAUUAAGGAGUUCGGGUUCAACAUGGUGGCCAGCGACAUGAUCUCACUGGACAGGAGCAUCGGGGACUUGCGGCAUGAAGAGUGUAAGUACUGGCACUACGAUGAGAACCUGUUGACGUCGAGUGUGGUGAUCGUGUUCCAUAACGAGGGCUGGUCCACUCUAAUGAGAACCGUACACAGCGUCAUCAAGAGGACGCCUCCCAAAUACCUCGCCGAGAUCGUCAUGAUCGACGACUUCAGCAACAAAGCUCACCUUAAGGAGAGGUUAGAGGAAUACAUUAAGCAGUGGAACGGUCUGGUGAAGCUGUUCCGCAAUGAAAAGAGAGAAGGACUGAUCCAGGCCAGGAGUAUAGGAGCACGCAAAGCCUCUCUGGGACAGGUUUUGAUCUACCUUGAUGCUCAUUGUGAAGUGGGGAUAAAUUGGUAUGCUCCACUUGUGGCCCCCAUAUCCAAAGACCGAACAGUUUGCACAGUGCCUCUGAUAGAUUACAUAGACGGCAAUGAUUAUACGAUAGAGCCUCAGCAGGGAGGGGACGAGGACGGCCUGGCGCGAGGAGCCUGGGACUGGAGUCUGCUGUGGAAAAGAGUUCCGCUCGGCAGCAACGAGAAGAAGAAGAGAAAGCAAAAGACCGAGCCUUAUCGGUCUCCUGCGAUGGCUGGUGGGCUCUUUGCUAUCGAACGAGAUUUCUUCUUCGAGCUGGGCCUCUAUGAUCCCGGUCUACAGAUUUGGGGUGGAGAGAAUUUCGAGAUAUCGUACAAGAUCUGGCAGUGUGGAGGACAGCUGCUGUUUACUCCCUGCUCUCGUGUGGGACACAUCUACCGUUUACACGGAUGGGCCGGAAACCCGCCCCCUGCUCAUGUCGGCUCCUCCCCCACGCUGAAGAACUACGUGCGGGUGGUGGAGGUGUGGUGGGACGAAUAUAAGGAUUAUUUCUACGCCAGCCGACCCGAGACGCUCACCCUGGCUUACGGAGACAUCAGCCCUCUGAAGAAGUUCAGGGAAGAGCAUCGCUGCAAGAGCUUUAAGUGGUUCAUGGAGGAGAUCGCCUACGACAUCCCCACCUAUUACCCACUGCCUCCCAAAAACGUGGAGUGGGGUGAGAUCCGUGGACUUGAAACGAGUUACUGCAUCGACAGCAUGGGACACACCAACGGAGGGAGUGUGGAGAUCGGACCGUGCCACAGGAUGGGGGGGAAUCAGCUGUUCCGAAUAAACGAAGCGAAUCAGCUGAUGCAGUACGACCAGUGCCUGACCAAGGGCUCGGAGACCUCCGUCAUCAUCACACACUGCAACCUGAAGGAGUACACAGAGUGGAGGUACUUUAAGGAUCUGCACCGCUUCACACACACACCCACAGGAAAAUGCUUAGACCGCUCGGACGUCUUGCACACGGUCUUCAUCUCUGAAUGCGACCACAGCAAGAGCACUCAGAAAUGGGAAAUGAACAAUAUCGUGGCCGUGUGAAGACGAGGGCGUUGGAUCUCACCGAGCUUCUCCUGCACCAGGGGUUAAAGGUGUAAAAAACAGCUGACGGAAAAACUUUCAGAUUUUUGUCAUCUACAGUAAUGAGGCCAUGUUCUGAUAUUGCCAUCUUUAUUUUUAUAUGUAGAUAUUUGACUUUAUGGUGGAUGAUGUUUACAGGUGUUCAGUCAUCUGCGUUUCAUGAAGACACACACACACAUGAUGACUAGUGACCUAACACCGCUGUUUUUAAUUCUUCAUUCAGAUCUAGCGAGAAUAUUGUUUAACCUGACACUGGGCAUUUUUUUUAUUUAUUUUUUCUUCCAGAGAACUCCAGUUUUAUGAGAAAUUUAAUAUUCUGCUUUUUGGCACAACUUUAAAUCAGAUUUGGGUUUUCAUUUUAAGGGGUAAAUUAUAGAUAUAUACACAAAGGGCUUACAAGGCAGAGGGUAAUCAUGAGAAUAAUCGGAUAUAUUUAUUUAUUAUUUUUAAAUAUUGCUUCGAUGUCUGCUUGGAAAUAGAUCUGUUCAAUAAUAAUAAUAAUAAUAAUGUAAGUGAAUUCUUUUGCUUUAAAUUUAAGAAAAUCACUGGAUAAGCACUGUUGGUGAAAGGCAUGAGAGAAAAAAUACACCAUGUAUGCUAUUUUUUGUACAAUGUAAAUACGAGCAUUUCUAAGUUAACAUUUUGAGAUGCAGUGGACCUCGGAAUGAAGGUGUAAAUAUCUAACUUGUAAAAUGAUCAGCACUGUUUUCUCAAGAGAAUAAAUUGAACCUUUUUAAUCA